Drosophila rhopaloa is the source of this 1648-nucleotide messenger RNA. It is a transcript of the gene Ak1, whose product is annotated as adenylate kinase isoenzyme 1. Gene Ontology annotation, cellular component: cytoplasm; cytosol. Bases 715 to 1404 code for a protein of 229 amino acids. Gene Ontology annotation, molecular function: AMP kinase activity; ATP binding. Gene Ontology annotation, biological process: nucleoside triphosphate biosynthetic process; ATP metabolic process. The record is from RefSeq and is a predicted model, not a curated record. The transcript has 6 exons. Lineage: Eukaryota; Metazoa; Arthropoda; Insecta; Diptera; Drosophilidae.
CCGAGAAAUUAUAUGGAUUGGUUUGAUAAAGAAAUCAGUGAAAAGUCAGACAAUUUUGAACUGCACCCCGGAAAUAGCAAUUUCACUAUGAAAAAGUUGCAGUUUAUAUGAUUAAAAAUCUUUCAAGUCACGACAGAAUAAUAUGCUACCAGUUGAAAUCCAAUGUCGCAGAUAUAAACCUAUUAAAAUAAUGAUUAAUAGAUGUUGUUGGUCAACCAAUGUGCAAAUUGGAACAAAUUCAGUUAAAAUGUCUUAAGAACUUUGAAGAAAUUAUAGGAAAGUCUACUCCUGAGAUAAUUUAUCGCUGAUAAAAAGACUGCAGCUUAAACACACAGGUCGAAAAUUGAAAUUAAAACUGAAUUGUAAUGGCUGAAUUUCUUAUCUUCAAAGACGUAUAUGUAGGUGGACCGGCUAAAUCCAAAGCACUGGGAAUCGGAGAGCUUUGCAGGAAAGCUCGCACGACCGAAUGUCUACGCGCAGUGAAACCGUUAGCCGAAUCGCCUUUCCAUUCCAUUUAGUCACUCUCAACACACGCAGCACCGAGGGUGGUGGAAAAUCAUCGGGCGGAGAAAUCGAAUCUUGGCGAGCAGCGACCACAACAACUGGCAAAAGGAGGAAGGCUAGCAAGGCAUAGGUUCUCAAACCACCGAAAAUCUCGCGAUUUCUUCAACCAAAGGCCCGCAGCAACGUCGUGUAUAUAUAUUAUACAUCAUCAUGUUAUUUAUGUGUCACCAAAUGGCAAUGAAGAAGGAGGCCGUGGCGAAACUCAAAGCCGAGGAGCUCCGCAGGGCACAAUCCGCUUCUGAAAUCCCCAUCAUCUGGAUCUUGGGUGGACCCGGCUGCGGCAAGGGCACUCAGUGCGCCAAAAUUGUGGAAAAAUACGGAUUCACCCAUCUGAGCAGUGGAGAUUUGCUUCGCAAUGAGGUGGCCUCUGGAUCCGACAAGGGUCGUAAACUGCAGGAGAUAAUGUCCACCGGUGGCUUAGUGUCCAACGACGAGGUGCUGUCGCUGCUCAACGACGCCAUCACCCGGUCCAAGGGCGUCUCGAAGGGAUUCCUCAUCGACGGAUAUCCUCGGGAGAAGAACCAGGGCGUGGAGUUCGAGAUCCGUGUGGCUCCCGCCGAUCUGGCACUGUACUUCGAGUGCUCUGAGGACACGAUGGUGCAGCGCAUCAUGGCGCGUGCCGCAGCGUCGGCUGUGAAACGCGAGGAUGACAACGAGAAGACGAUUAGGGCUCGCCUCCAGACCUUCAGGCAAAACACCAACGCCAUCCUGGAGCUCUACGAUGCCAAGACCCUGACGAUCAAUGCCGAACGUGACGUGGACGAUAUCUUUUUGGAAGUCAUCCAGGCCAUUGACUGUGUGCUGAAGAAGAAGCAGCAGAAAGCCGCCGCCCAGUGCUAGUAAUUCGCGAAUCAUCAACCAUUAGGAAACCGGUACCAAAGUUAGCUACGCAACCCACAUUUUUAAUGCACUUUUUAGCGCGAAUCUCACAAUCUCAAAGCUGAGCACAAAUGAAAGCGAAACACCAAAUAAAUUAGUCUAAAUCUAUAUUAUGUUACCAUAUUUAAUGGCAUUAUCCUUCAAUCGAUUGCAAGCAAUAAUUGAUCUAGUGCUUUAAAUAAAUUUACACAUAGAUGAAAUGGAA